ACGCUCUUUUCUUCCAGACCUACACUCGCAUCUAGACAUGCCGGUGUUGAAACAGCGCACCACUCGGCGGAAAGGCCUUAGUGGAGAGAAUAUCUUGUUACUUGAUGAAAAGACUAUAUUUUCUUCUGGAGCACAUGAAGCUCAUCACCAAUAUCCUGUUGGUAGAAAACAAAAAUCUGCUCUGGUGUCGUGGAGUCUCUUCCUAAGCUUUUUAUUCCUUUUAGCAUUGAUUGCUUAUCAACGCCAUUACUCUUUACCAACGCCAAUCCUCCAGGAUCGAGACCCUCAAACAGGUGCACUCGUCUUCUCGGAAGCAAAUGUACGCAAGUAUACAGGGCAUUUGUCUAAAGAUAUUGGAUUACGACUCGUGGGAACUGCAUCAGCAGAUGAAGCAGAAAAGUAUUUGGUCAAAGAGAUCAAGGCCCUUCAGCAACAGGCUAAGGUGGAAGCUGCUAGGCAGACCGAUGAUACUGUUACUACAGGGGCUGAAGGUGCUAUGUUCCCCAAAUUUGAGACGUGGGUUCAAGUAGAAGAUGGUUCUCAUCGCUUUGAUUUCAUGUCCAAAGUGGUCAUGAAGAUGUAUACAAACAUGACCAAUAUUAUUGUCCGACUUUCCUGUGGUCCUGAAUGUGACAAGAACGCCAUUCUGCUCAAUGCACACUAUGAUACAACCUUGGGUAGUCCAGGUGCUGCAGACGAUGCCCUCGGCGUCGGAGUGCAGAUGGAGCUGAUCCGUAUACUCAGUCAACAGCCUGCGCUCACGAAAAACAGUGUUAUCUUUUUAUUCAACGGAGGAGAAGAGUCUCUUCAGGAUGCAUCACAUUCCUUUAUCACCCAACAUGAACUCAGGGGCACAGUAAGGGCGAUAAUCAACCUUGAGAGUUGUGGCACCACAGGUCCCGAGAUUUUGUUCCAAGCAAACUCUCGUCCUAUGAUCGAUGCUUACAGAAAAGUGCCAUACCCACAUGGGACUGUGAUCGCGAAUGAUGUCUUUGCGACGGGUAUCAUCCUAUCUGACACCGAUUUUCGGCAGUUUGUGGACCAUGGCAACCUAACAGGCCUCGAUAUGGCAGUCUACACCAACAGCUAUCUCUACCAUACGCAUCUAGAUUUGAAUGAGCACUUAGCUUCAGGAUUGCCUCAACAUAUGGGGGAAAACACUUUAGCAUUGGUUCAGUACCUUGGCAACAAAGUUGAUUUGGCCAAUACCAAUUUGGAAAAGACUUCAAGCGUAGUCUUUUAUGACGUCCUCGGCUUCUUCUUUGUAUCCUAUUCUGUAAACACAGCAGUUCUUUUACAUCUAGCAAUCGGUGGUUUAGCUCUCUUUGCUCUCGUAACCACUGCUUCUAGGCCGACAAUCAAAUCAACUCUUUCAGUCUUGGUCUCUGCAGCCGCUUCGUUAAUAGCACCCAAUCUGGUUGCGCUUUUGUUGGUGAAGGUGGCUCAGACACCUAUGCGGUGGUUCUCACACGAAUGGUUACCUCUUUUGGUCUUCGGGCCAGCCUCCCUAGCUGGAAUGUUCUUGGUUCAAUAUCUAUUUCACGAUAGCAAAGCCAGUCAUUCGGCCAACGAACUAAGUGUCCUUUCAGGCAUCCAGUUCUUUUUCUCAGUAGCAAUGGCAUCCGCAACGUAUGCAGGAUUGGCCAGUAGUUAUAUGGGUGCUCUCUAUGCGUUCUCUUAUAGCCUCGGAUUGAUCUAUAAUCAAAAACGACUCAUUGGAGUCCAACAGCAAUAUAACAGUAUCAAAAACAACGACAACAGUGGCAUUAGCAGGAGCAACAGCAAAGUGAACAUGAUGGCUUCUGUGGAUUUCACUACCUAUAUCGUUGCCUCCAUUAUCCCUUCGACUUAUUUUUUUUAUUCUGCAUAUAGUCUCCUUGAUAUCAUGGUCCCACUCACAGGACGUACUGGUGUAGAUACAUUUGCUGAUCACAUUAUGGCAGUUGUCUCGGGUCUCUUCAUAUUCUCGGCUUGUCCACCCAUCCUGGCAUUUACACACAGAUUCGGCCAACAGGCACUAAAAAGGAUCAUUGGAGGGUUACUACUCCUCCAACUAGCAGUAUUUAUCCUCUCUUCUACAUGCUUGCAGCCAUUCGAUAAAAUGCAUCCGAAACGUAUCUACGCUCAACAUCUCCGGAAUCUCACCUCAGGUGAAACACUUGUCUAUGUAGCACAUGCAGACCCAGGUCCUAUCUACGAGAACUAUGUUCAAAAUCUAGAGCAACUCUUUGAGACGAAGGCCACGUGGAGGAGUGGAGUCCAAAAUCCUGGUGAUUGGAACGCUAUCUACCCUUUCUCUCAAUUCUUGGAUUCCUUUGUCUUGGAUACCACACCUUUUAUCCGUUCCCAAACAAAGAAUCAAACCAUUGCCAAGUCGACUAGACCCCUUACAGAGUUGAUUCAAGAUGCACCUAAACUCGUGGCCGAGAACGUAUCCUUUGACCCCCAGACAGGUCUUCGUCGACUUCGGAUCCUUUGUACUCAUCCAAACUAUAUCUUAACGGUCAUCAAUUUUGAUGCUCAAUUGACCAGUUGGUCUUUAUCAUCUGAUAUCCCUUCGAAGGACCGCUUUCAUUAUGUCAUCCGAAACGCGGGAGGGUACAGAGCGGAUGGGUGGAGGCUCGAUCUAGAAUACAAGGCUCCCAAAGGCCCUGAUGACAAGUUACGCGUUGAGAUCACGUCAAUGGAGACAGAGGGCUUCGACUGGCGUGCAGAAAGUGAACGUGAAUUAGUGGGCAGUGGAGAGAUAGGGGUAAUGCGAAAGUUGGUCAAAGCUACACCCGAUUUUAUAGCAUUGACUUAUUUCAGUACUGUCGCUAGCACAUUUGAGCUGUGAGUUUUGAUCACAAUCUUAAAAAAUAAAAAAUAAAAAAAUAAAAAUUCGCGCGUC
Lobosporangium transversale is the source of this 2890-nucleotide messenger RNA. RefSeq lists its product as hypothetical. The transcript is spliced from 3 exons. Gene Ontology annotation, molecular function: metalloexopeptidase activity. The record is from RefSeq and is a predicted model, not a curated record. Gene Ontology annotation, biological process: proteolysis. The coding region runs from base 38 to 2836 and encodes 932 amino acids. NCBI's taxonomy places the organism in Eukaryota, Fungi, Mortierellomycota, Mortierellomycetes, Mortierellales, Mortierellaceae.